ACCGCUCUAUGGAAUAUUCUUAACUGGUCAUUUGACCAGUCAGAUCCGCACAACCAAGUAAUCUAAACCAAAGGAAAACAGCCUGCUAUUCUGGCUGAAUGGAGUCAAAUUCUUGGGAUUUUUUCCCUUUAUUGAUUUCUGUGCAUCUUUUUCAGUUUCCAUACAUGUUUCUCUUUGAUUUUAUAUGAUAAAUAUAAGUUGUAUUGAUUUAUUUCAUGCUUAUUGACAUCUGGCUGCCCAGGUUUAGCAGUAGUGCGUUAGGUAAUAACACUGCAUUAGGUUAUGAGCCAACAAGGAAGACCUCCUCGGCAGUUAAAAAAAUUCUGUGUAGCUCUUUCUUUUCCAGUUGCAGGCGCUUCGGAAGCAGCCGAUUACCGUCAAGCCAUGGCCAAGUCCAAGAACACAACCAAUCCCGGAAAUGGCACAGAAACGGCAUCAAGAAACCCCGGUCACAAAGACACGAAUCUCUCAAGGGGGUUGACCCCAAGUUCCUCAGGAACAUGCGCUUUGCCAAGAAGCACAACAAGAAAGGCCUGAAGAAGAUGCGGGCAAAUAAUGCAAAGACCAUGAGUGCACGUGCGGAGGCCAUCAAGGCCCUGGUGAAGCCCCAGGUGGUGAAGCCCAAGGUGCCAAAGGGCCCCAGCCACAAACUCACCUCUCUCGCUUUCAUUGCUCACUCCAAGCUUGGGAAGCGGAUUAGAAGCUACAUGGCCAGGGGUCGUAGGCUCCAAAAAACAAAGCCCAAGGUUCAAGCCAAGGCAGAGGCCUCAGCUGCAGCUCAGGCUCCUAAAGGUGCCCAGGCCCCUGUGAAGGCCCCAUAAAAAAGUCUCAGUCUGUCAAUGUGAAGACAGAUGGACUGGUGUGAACACCUACACAGUAUUUGCAGAUGUUCAGGACCUUAUGCUGUUUUUACAAAUAAACUUGAGGCA
Messenger RNA from Alexandromys fortis (reed vole), 929 nucleotides. RefSeq names its product 60S ribosomal protein L29-like. Lineage: Eukaryota; Metazoa; Chordata; Mammalia; Rodentia; Cricetidae. Gene Ontology annotation, cellular component: ribosome; cytosolic large ribosomal subunit. The transcript has a single exon. Gene Ontology annotation, molecular function: structural constituent of ribosome. Gene Ontology annotation, biological process: cytoplasmic translation. The coding region runs from base 216 to 821 and encodes 201 amino acids. The record is from RefSeq and is a predicted model, not a curated record.